Etheostoma spectabile (orangethroat darter) is the source of this 2413-nucleotide messenger RNA. RefSeq names its product THAP domain-containing protein 5. Gene Ontology annotation, molecular function: RNA polymerase II cis-regulatory region sequence-specific DNA binding; DNA-binding transcription factor activity. Gene Ontology annotation, biological process: regulation of transcription by RNA polymerase II. The transcript has 3 exons. NCBI's taxonomy places the organism in Eukaryota, Metazoa, Chordata, Actinopteri, Perciformes, Percidae. The record is from RefSeq and is a predicted model, not a curated record. The coding region runs from base 321 to 1694 and encodes 457 amino acids. Gene Ontology annotation, cellular component: nucleus.
GACCGAGGCUAAUUUGACGUCAUCAAAACGCGUUCUAGCAAAGCUGCUUGUUUAAAGAGAAUAAAAGCGGUGUUUUAAGUCUGGAUUUUCCCGUGAAGCGUUAAUAGUAGAUUUUAUAUGUUGAAUGUUUUUAAGUGUAUUGAAAACUAUACAGUCUACGGCAACCAGAAAUAGGCCUAUCCACGGCACUGUGUACAUUUAAAUAUCCGUGAACUUUUUUUAUUCCAUGUUUUCGUCGCCUCCGUUCCAUAGGCAUUACGUCCAUUGACGCGUGUUUUCAGUUGAUAAAAGUUAAUUUAAAGAUUUCAAGUCGCCUCAGAAUGGCCUGUUCAGCGUUCCGUUGUCAUAAUACACAAAGGAAGGACUCGACUGUUAUGUUUUUUAGAUUUCCUUUAUGUGAUCCAGACCGGUUGAAACAAUGGCUGAAGAACAUGGGGAGAAAGAAAUGGACCCCCUCUGCAUUGUCACAUCUGUGCAGUACGCACUUUGAGGAUGACCAGUUCUUGUCAGACAGAAAUGUUAACAAGAGGCUGAAGACCACCGCUGUGCCUACUAUUUUCAUCCAUCCACCACAUUUCGCCACACAGACCAGGGCCAGACAGACCAGGGCCACAGAGACCAGGGCCACACAGACCAGCUCCCCAAAGAGCAGGUCCACACAGACCAUGGACACACAGACCAGGGCCACAGAGACCAGGGCCACACAGACCAGGUCCCCAAAGAGCAGGUCCACACAGACCAUGGACACACAGACUGAGUGGGUAAAUGUCAAAAUGGAUGUUGGCGAAAGUAUGGUUUCAAGUUUUGUCCCUUCAUCUUCUUCACCCAGUUACAUUGCUGAGCCUGGUCCGGGUACACGUUUGUGUUCUGUGUUGGAUAGUGAGCCCGUUACCAACAUUGACAUAAAAGACAGGUGUAGCAUUCCUUCUCCUGAUUAUAGCGACAGGGGAGUUGGACUUGGGGUGGACAGGGGACUCAGUACCCAGGGCUCUUAUGUGAGGAGGGACCCAAAAGAUGCUAGAAUGAAGAGCUGCGGAUACAGAGAGGGGUCCAUAGAGAAUGCCUUUCUAGAGGGCCCAGAAUUUCAUGCUACGCCCCUGUAUAACAACGUCAGUGUGAAGCAGGAGCCUGCUGAGGAGACCGAUGUCGUUGUGAAGCAGGAGCCUGCUGAGGAGACGGAUGUUAUGACGCAAGAGCCUGCUGAGGAGACCGAUGUCGUUGACACCGUCCUUCCCGAUUACAUUGUUAAGGUUGUUAUCAAAGCUGAUGUUAAUGAGGCUGCCGCUGAGGACAAUCCUGACGUUGAUGAGUUUGCUGCUGAUGACAUAACUGAGUAUCCCACAAGCGGAGAUUCAAAAACAGUUAUUCUUGAUCAUGGCUACUUCUCCAAAAAACAAAAGGAAAUCCGCAAGUUCUCUGAUCACAUGUACGUGAUUUCGGAGUCUCCCAUAAUACUCAAACGUAGAGUGAAUGAACUGUGUGAUAAGCUUGUUGAAGCUCGUAAAAAGUUCAAGUUGAAGUGUCAGGAGACGAGAAGAAGGAAGUCCAAACUGGUGUCCUUAAAGAUUCUGACAAAAGGUCUUCAGAAGAAGUUGAAUUCAUUGCAGAAAAAGUUGAAGGUGUUGCAGAAACCUAACGGAGGUACGGUGCAAAAUGUCCAGGAGCCAUUUUUCAUCUGGGUCCCUUGUGUGUGAGAGUUUAUAUGUAGCAGGCUCUCUGUGGCAUGAUGGCCAGUAACUUUUUCUGGAAAAGAGAUAAUUAUACCAAUAGAUGUUUUUGAUGCCCAUCAUCAACAAUGGUAUGAACAGGAAGGGCAAAAAAAAAUAGCAGAAAAAAACAAACCAAAAAACAUUAAUUCCUAUGGGCCUUUUUUAAUUAAUUAAAAAGAUUUAGUGUGUCUGUCCUCUCAGUCAGAAAAUAAACACACACACACACACACACACACACACACACACACACACAAAAGUGACCGUGACACUGAAAGCAUGCAGGUGGAUAUGGAGAUUAUUUUAUGAAUAUCAGAGCAUUUCUUUGUUUUAAGUGGACUCCUCCCCAAUUUAAUUCAAGGGAAUUCGGGCGGUUUAUUUUGAGUUGUUGAUUCUCAAUUUUGUCUCAAGCAAAGGCAGCCAUUUACCUCAGUAGGAGAAAUAAAAUGUGACUAUGAAAGAUCAUUUGAUGAUUUGAAUGUUAAAGAAUAGACUGAAAACUGAUCACAGCUUUUACAGUUUGACAAAACUGUAAGAUGUUGCAUCAUAUGGUGCAUCAAAAUGUGUUAUGCUCUGUGGUGAAAGACGAGUUAGUCUUUGGACUCAUUUUGUGUUGAACAAUAUGGCUGCAAAUUUAAUUUGAUUUUGUUUAUUUGAGUUGUCUUUGAAAAUAUUGUCAUGUGCAAAUAAAGUGGUUUUGAAAAUUG